UCAAAGUCAACAACAGUUGCAGCCGUGCUACAUGUACGAAUUGCAAGACAAGCUUGCGAAGCUUCGAAUCGAUCCCCUAUUGAACAUCAGCUCAAGAAAUCGAGGUUAUCACAACAAUGUUUUUUUAAUGACAUACUCCGAAGAGAAUGAGAACGACAAUAAUUAUAACGAGUAUCGGUUAUCACCACCUUUUCCAUUCCGAUACGAAAGUCCGAUAUGCUCCAGUUCUCUAAGUAUCACAGAUGUUACGUACGGCUCUAGCAAUAACAAUGAAAUCAUUAGUAACUAUGAUGAACAGAAUUACGAUGAUGAGGAAGAUGAGAGCCCAAAGAAAGGGCUCUUGAAGCAAAUGUUUUGCCUUCCAUUAAAUUAAGCUAAUUAAGGGCUUGUUUAAUAUUACAACAUUGCCUCUAAUCAAUAGUUAAUAUAAAUUUUGUAGGUUGCAAGAGAUUUGAAAUCUAUAACGAAGUUAAAGUUUACAGAAUCCUUGUAUUAAGUAUUGGAAAAUGAAAAGUAUUUAAUUUGCGCUAUAAUAAUUAUAUAUGAUCGUGUUGAUUCUUCUUUCACAUGGUGCUGCAACUUAAACGUAUUAAUGGGUAUUAUUUUCAGCUAUUUUUAGAAAGAAAAAUGAAUUCAAACGGAAAAUGUACCUGACUGCUUCGAUUAAUCUCUUAGAUAAAUAUGCCAUUCCGUUGUGCAGUCGUUCUAUUAAUAUUUAAUGAGCAUUGUACGAUCUAUAUCGCUUGCAUGAACGUAUUCACUAAAAAAAAGUAAUAGCAACAAACUAUUUCUAACAAACUAACACCUAUUUAAGAAAACUGCUGUAUAUUAUAGAUUAAUUACGUUUGAAGAGAAAAUAUAGCGAACGUAAGUAUAACAUUUCUAAAGAAACUAAUUUUUUUUUUCUAUAUUUUCCUUUUUUUUAUACAUAUAUAUAUGAACAGUUUGGAGCUAUGAUAUAUAUACUAGUAUACACUUUUAAAAGACAAAUGUUGAUCAUGAUGUAUAUUAAAAAGAAGUCUUAAUCACAUCACAAUAUUGCAUUAUAGAUUUUGUCGAAUAUUUUUGUUCGUCAGUUAUAUGCUUCAAGGACGUGAAAGUUAUAGAGUAAAUGAUUUUGGUAUACAGCUUCUCUUAUAAAUGAAUUUACAUUUAAUCUUUAGCAGCAAGUGUUAAAUUUGGUAGAAUAUAUAUACAUAUAUAUAUAAGAAAGAAAGAGAUUUAGAAAUGACAAAACUUUAUGAAGUUAAUCUAUCAAGAAUUUUAUAUCUUAAAGGCUAAAAUUGCACAAAAUGAUAAAUGAUAAUAUUCCAUAUUACGUAGUCUAAUUUUAUUAGGAUUAAUAACUAUUUCCAUAUUCUUAAUACGAGUUAUAGGUGAUUAAUUGAUUUUUAUAUUCCAGUUCUAUUACAGUGACAAAAGUCUUCCACCACUAUAUCUUUUUGCAUCUAUUGCCAGGUAUUCAUCAUUUCAGUUAUGCAAGAUUCUUACUCAUUUUAACUAAUGAAUUAUUUAAAACAUUUGAUUUUGUGCAAUUUUACAAUGCUCUAUCACGUGUCGUGUAAAUUGUUUCUUAAUCUGUAUAUUGUACCAAAAUUGUUUACUACUAACAGUUGUUUGUUCCUGUGAUUAUUAUAAAUAUAGAAAAGACGUUGAAAAUCUUAAUAAAAAGAAAAAAAAAUAGAGAAUUAUGAAGAUUUGACAUAAAAUUAGGAAUGUAGAAUAAGGAUACACACGAAGAUAAAAUUGCCAAAACAUAUUAUAUAAAAGGAAAUUUUAUACAGAAUUAGUGACUUGCUUUGAAUUGUUAUUUACCAGAUAUGUACAUUAUACUAUGCAGAGUGAGACAGAUUGAGUUUUGCAAAAUUAAAUUAUGAUUUUUUAAUUGAAUUGAAGGACUCAGAAUAAACGUUUCGCGUCCAACACUGAAAAAA
This is a messenger RNA of Osmia lignaria (orchard mason bee), 1934 nucleotides long. The record is from RefSeq and is a predicted model, not a curated record. Lineage: Eukaryota; Metazoa; Arthropoda; Insecta; Hymenoptera; Megachilidae.